GCGGGACUUGUAGAGUGACGCACGCAUGGCUGUUUACGCGUUUAUCGAAAUCGGGAACAAGUUGUGUUGCGAGAAAAGAGGUUGGAAUCAGUUAUACAAAAACAGAAAGUCGAAUUUUAAGGUGAGUUCGUAAGGGUCGAAUAUCGUCAAAUUUAACCGAAAGUUGCGUCGAGUGCGUGUUUACAAUGUCAACGGACUUUUAUAUACGCUACUACGUCGGUCACAAGGGGAAAUUCGGUCAUGAAUUUCUCGAGUUCGAGUUCAGACCAGACGGUAAAUUGCGAUACGCUAACAAUUCGAAUUACAAAAACGACACUAUGAUUCGGAAAGAAGCGUACGUUCAUCAGUGCGUGAUGGAGGAACUGAAAAGGAUUAUUCAGGAUUCCGAAAUUAUGCAGGAGGAUGACUCUCUGUGGCCGCAGCCAGAUCGCGUCGGACGUCAGGAGUUAGAGAUUGUAAUUGGGGAUGAGCAUAUAUCGUUUACAACCUCGAAGACUGGUUCUCUGUUGGACGUGAAUCAGUCACGCGAUCCAGAGGGGCUACGUUGCUUCUAUUAUCUUGUACAGGAUCUCAAAUGUUUAGUAUUCUCUCUUAUAGGACUUCAUUUCAAAAUAAAACCUAUAUAAAUAUGUAUA
Molecule: messenger RNA, 635 nt
Organism: Colletes gigas
Lineage: Eukaryota; Metazoa; Arthropoda; Insecta; Hymenoptera; Colletidae
Gene: mago
Product: protein mago nashi homolog
Exons: 2
Coding region: 186-626 (146 amino acids)
Biological process (GO): RNA splicing
Cellular component (GO): nucleus; catalytic step 2 spliceosome; exon-exon junction complex
Source: RefSeq, a predicted model, not a curated record